Messenger RNA from Triticum aestivum (bread wheat), 2853 nucleotides. RefSeq lists its product as uncharacterized. NCBI's taxonomy places the organism in Eukaryota, Viridiplantae, Streptophyta, Magnoliopsida, Poales, Poaceae. Bases 971 to 1531 code for a protein of 186 amino acids. The record is from RefSeq and is a predicted model, not a curated record. The transcript is spliced from 4 exons.
UCGUUAACCAUUUGCUCUCAUCUCUCAAAAGAAAAAGAAAAACAAGCCGGAGAGAAGGGCACACCCUCCCCUCCCUUUGCAGGCUGCAGCCACCGCGCACAGCGGCAGCGCUGGCCGGAGAUGGAGCCGACCGGCAGGAGUACCAAGAGGAUGAGACCCGCGCCGCCCGACAUCCACCAAUCGACGCCAGGUCCAGCGGAGACGACCGAUCCGGAAGCCACGGCCCCGGGGAGAACCCAACACCCGCCGCCGGGAGCUGGGAGAGAUGGCGGCGAAGGGUCGCCGGACCGCAUCAGCGACCUUCCCGACGCGGUCCUCGGCGAGAUAAUCUUCCUCCUCCCCACCAAGGAGGGCGCCCGCACCCAAGCCCUCGCGUCCCGGUGGCGCCACCUCUGGCGCGCCGCCCCCCUCAACCUCGACUGCCGUGGCAUCCCCGGCAACCUCCCCGGCGCCAUACUCUCCGCGCACGGGGGCCCCGUCCACCGCCUCUGCCUCCCGUCGCUCCUCCUCCAGUACAGAGCCGACGUCGCAGGCACCUGGCUCCGUUCCCCCUCCCUGGACAAGCUCCAGGAGCUCGAGUUCUACCUAGAGCUACCAAUAACAUACAGAUUUUCGUUUCUCAAGGUUACAGCUGCUGCAACCACCACCGGCGUCCAUCUUCAGGUUCUCGUCCACUCUCCGCGUUGCCACCAUCAGCCAGUGCCAUCUCCCGGACAAUACUGUGGAGACGCUUCAGUUUCCCCUCCUCAAGAAGCUUGCGCUCGUGGAGGUCAAAAUCUCUGAGGGCUCGCUGCAGAGCAUCAUCUCCUCCGGCUGCCCUGCCCUGGAAAGCUUGUUGCUCAGGACUAGUUUUGACAUCCGCAGUCUCAGGAUCAACUCCCCUAUCCUUAAAAGUAUAGGGGUUCAUUCCAGGUUUGUAGAACUCAUCGUUCAGGAUGCCCCUUCACUUGAAAGGUUGCUCUGUCUGAGAAUGGAUAUGAGAAUGCGAGUGUCAGUAAUCUCCGCACCUAGACUGGUGACCUUGGGUUACAUUUCUCAGAAUUCACAGGACUCCAAAAUCAUGUUUGGCUCCACUGUUAUUCAGAGAUUGCACGUUGUUAGCCUGACAACGGUGGUGCGUACUGUCAAGAUCUUGGCCGUCCAUAUGAAUUUUAAUCUGGAUAUGGUUAUUGACUUGAUGAAAUGCUUUGUAUGCUUGGAGAAGUUGUAUAUGAAGAUUCAGACAGAUUCACCAGCAGGAGCAAAUUUCUGGCGUCAUAAACACCGGAAUUUUCUCACAUCUCAGGACAUCCGUUUGAAGACCUUAGUGCUGGGACAUUACCGAGGCAUCCAGGCACAAGUUAACUUUGUCACAUUCUUUAUACUGAAUGCGAAACUGCUAGAGUCCAUCCGACUUGAGGUUGAUUCCAGAGAUUACAAUGACGGAUUUUUCGCAGAACAGUGUAGGAUGCUUCAGAUGGAGAACAGGAUUUCUAGAGGUGCUCAGCUCUGUGUUACACAGAUGUUGAGAGUGGGCCUGGCUCCUGGUUGAGUUAUUCUUGCGUGUCUCAUUUGGUGUUUUUGCCCAAGCUUGGUUAGUUUUCUCAUACUUGUAGUCUUUCUAACCUUGUGUUAUCCCUUAACUUUAUGUUAUUUAAAUACUAAAAGAAAACAGGACCAAACGACGAUGGCCAGAGUCAGCUAUAUUAUGAAGAUAUCAUCUGGGGGUGCUCAUUUUGAUUGUCCACUGGUACACCUCCCAAACUGUUUCAUUUGCAUCGAAGAUUGUACAGUACCUUCUCAAUGUCUGUUGCGAGCUAGCUUCGAGUUGCAUUCUUAUAUCCAAGAAGAAGGCUCUGAAAGUAUCUAUCAGAGUUUGCAUAAAGGAAUAUUUCUGUUGUUCUUUCCACUGUCCGACUAGGGUGUUUUGAACCAUGUUGUUUGAUUAACAAGGUAAAUUUUAUAAAGGCAUGUACAAUGUUGAAAACCUGGGUUUGGUAAUUGUGGAGUUGGUUAUUCGUACCUAUCUUAUUUCUCAUGUUUGUACUGUUGCUAAGCUUGCACUAUCCCAAAAAAGCAUGAUGUUAAAACCGGCUACUUGUGAAGCCAUCAGCCAUGCCAGGUGGCAGCAGCUAUAUUCACAGGCUACUUGCGACAAUGACGAAUUUUUCGCAGACCAACAUAGGAUGCUUCAGAUGUAGAAGAGGGUUUCUAGAGGUGCUCAGCUUUGUUUCACAACAUAUUGUCACAAUGAUGUUUCAAGUGUGGUUGAUCUCAGUGAAUUGGAUUUUUGCAAUCCCUUGACAUGUAAAUGACGAAACUCGGUCUGGCCCCUGGCGGAGUUAUUCUUGCAUAUCACACUCUGUUUUGGUCCAAACUUAGCUAGUCUUUCUAACCUUGUGUUGUCCCUGAACUUUGUGUUAUUUAAACACUACUAGAAAUCAGGACCAAACAACAAUGGCUGGAGUCAGCUAUAUUUUCCGAGUGUGCUCAUUUUGAUUUCCCAGUUGAGCAUCGUUCAAAUUACUUCAGAAGCUAAACUCCAUGGUUUGAUUCUAUCAAAUCUCGCACUAUGUACUUCUCAUUUCCAGUUCUGACUGCAGAAAGUUUACACAAGGAAAAAUAGUCUGAAUAGAGACAUGCUACUGAGAUUGUAUUAUGAAACUAAUCACCUGAGCGGCACAGGGGAAAUAUUGUCUACUACCUGAAUGCUUGAAAUUGGUUUGUUUGGGAGAAGACAAACUCCUGGGGUUUCGGCCGUGGAAUCUGUUGGAAAUGUUCAGGCAUAUAACUACUGAAGCUAAUGUUCUGUUUUAAAGUUGCUCUCCGUGCCUUUUUCCUCCUCCUUCUUCUUCUUCUUCUUCUUCUUCUUCU